Molecule: messenger RNA, 1028 nt
Organism: Aspergillus uvarum CBS 121591
Lineage: Eukaryota; Fungi; Ascomycota; Eurotiomycetes; Eurotiales; Aspergillaceae
Product: alpha/beta hydrolase
Exons: 2
Coding region: 157-972 (271 amino acids)
Source: RefSeq, a predicted model, not a curated record
CAUAAACCCAUCAGAACAUCCCAUAUCCCCUCCACUACCGACCAGCCACCACUACAUCUUCCUUUCUCAUACUCCUGGGCUCCAACCUUCAACCCCCCGAAUCUACCAUAUCCUAUACAUCCACCCAUCCAACCCAACAGUACAUACCCCGAGAAAAUGCCCCCAACAAUAGCCUUCCUCCCCGGCGCCUGGCUCACGCCCACCUUCUACACCCCCUUCCUCCACACGCUAACCACCACCACCGCCCUUCCCACCACGCACAUCCCCUACCCAUCCCUCGACCCAGACAACCCCGGCACCGCCGACUGCCACACCGACACCGCCGCCAUCCGCGCACAUCUGCAGACCCUAAUCGAAUCCGAAGGCCGCGAGGUCAUCCUCGUGAUGCACUCGUACGCCGGGAUGCCGGGCGCCGCGGCGGCCCACGGGCUAAGCCAAUCCGCUCGCCAGCGGGCCGGCCAACCCGGCGGCGUGGUGGGGAUGAUCUUCCUCGCGGCGUUCCUCGUGCCCGAGGGGGUGAGUUGUGCCGGGUUGCAGGGCGGGAGACUGCCGGGGUGGAUUCUGUUGGAUACGCCCGCUCCGCAGCUCAAUUACCCCGACGAUCCGAUCGGGAACUUCCUUCCGGAGGGGGAGGGGGAGGGGGAUGAUGAAGCUGCGCUGUCGGGCGGCGAUCUCGAGACGUUCCUCCGCCCACAUGCGACGCGGGCGUUUACGUCGCCGCAGCCGGCGCCGGCGUGGGCCGAGGCAGACGCAGGGUUCCUGGCGUUCAUCGUCACCGCCGCGGAUCGCGCAAUCCCUAGAGAGGCGCAGUAUGCGAUGAUGGCGGCGACGGGGCGCGAGUUUGCGGUCCGCGAGAUGGAGUGUGGUCAUUGUGCGCCGUUUAUCGGGGCGCACCGCAUUGGGGAGACGGUGCGUUUGGUUGGGGAGUUGGUUCGGGCGUUUUUGUCGGGGUCUAGUCUCGCGGUGCCUUGAGUGGAAGUGGAGUGGUCUAUGACACUUGGUUGCGUGGGUAUGGGGAGAAGCCCGGG